Messenger RNA from Salvelinus fontinalis (brook trout), 995 nucleotides. RefSeq names its product ras-related protein Rab-21. Bases 309 to 968 code for a protein of 219 amino acids. Gene Ontology annotation, molecular function: GTPase activity; GTP binding. The record is from RefSeq and is a predicted model, not a curated record. Gene Ontology annotation, biological process: Rab protein signal transduction. NCBI's taxonomy places the organism in Eukaryota, Metazoa, Chordata, Actinopteri, Salmoniformes, Salmonidae. The transcript has 7 exons.
GACUGAGCCUCUGUUCAGCUCCAGCACUUUCGAUUGUUGCUGUCCAGUUCAUCAUAUGAUCCCAUAGCAUGACGUAGAAAGAGACGCCAUUAGUAGGGGUUGAGAGGGGAGAGCAGAGCGAACCAGCGAGCUUAGGGUGGGGGAAAUCAGUUUGGUCUACAAGAGCUGGGCGAGUGAGAUUUGUUCCAAUUCUGAUUCGCAGGGGAUUCGUGUCCUCGACUUCUUGAUUUCGAUUUGAGUCAUCUAAUGUGAUUAGAGGGAGAUACUUCGACUGGGCUACUUAUAUUCCUAAUCAUAUUUAUUUCACCAUGGCGGCUGGCGGCGGAGCAGGCAACAAAACCUACUCUUUCAAGGUGGUUUUGUUGGGAGAGGGCUGUGUCGGCAAGACAUCGCUCGUGUUGCGGUAUUGUGAAAAUAAAUUCAACGACAAACACAUCACCACACUUCAGGCCUCCUUCCUCACCAAGAAGCUCAACAUCACAGGGAAGAGGGUGAACCUGGCCAUAUGGGAUACAGCAGGUCAGGAGCGGUUUCACGCGUUAGGUCCCAUCUACUACAGAGACUCCAACGGAGCGAUAUUGGUCUAUGACAUCACAGAUGAGGACUCUUUCCAGAAGGUGAAAAACUGGGUCAAAGAAUUGAGGAAAAUGUUGGGGAAUGAGAUUUGUUUAUGUAUAGUAGGUAAUAAAGUAGAUCUGGAGAAGGAGAGACAUGUAUCAGUUGAAGAGGCAGAAGGGUAUGCAGAGUCCGUGGGGGCGAAACACUACCACACAUCAGCCAAACUAAACAAGGGAAUAGAAGAACUGUUCCUAGACCUGUGUAAAAGAAUGAUGGAGACGGCCCAAGCAGAGGAGAGGGCGAAGGGUAACGGAGCCAGCCAGUCAACGACAUCACGAAGGGGGGUACAGAUCGUGGACGAUGACCCUCAAGCCGCCACGGCCGCGGGGGGCUGCUGCUCAUCCGCUUAACCUCCACCCUCCACAUCCCAACUUACC